AUGACAGGUGAAAUCCCAGAGAUAAAAGUAAGACAUUUGAAUACAGAUAAUAGUCAUUUGCGAUUAGAAAUAUGCAUGUGCGGUGAUCCAAAACUGGCACAGAUGUUACAUUGGAUUCAAGGCAAGCCAAUAAUCCAACAACGUAUACUGCCCAGCCCGGCUGUGUCAAUACCGAUGGCUGGCCCCACCCACGCCCCCGGAGAUGAAAACACCAACAUCAUAUUCAGCCCGUGGAAGGCUUUUGGCCCCUUUGUCGAUACUAUACAGGAUGGAGAAGUUCUUCCAAGUCAAGAUACAGUGAUGUUUCCAACAUCAAAACAAGAGAGCCUUGAUGAAGAUGUCACUGACCCAAUACCAACCAGUACGAGAGAGUCGUCAAAUAAGGUGGCCUCAAUCAGCCAGUUGUCGUUCCUAGUGAGACCAGACAGCUUCGAACGUGGCCAGUUAAGACUGACCUGUGUUUCCACGGUCCACUCGGUAUAUAACGAGAGGGCUGAGUUGGUCAUCAACGAGGAACGGCCACAGAUCGCAUCUGUGCUUGGCACCAGAGACCGCUGUUCUGGUAAGUAA
Messenger RNA from Pieris macdunnoughi, 570 nucleotides. NCBI's taxonomy places the organism in Eukaryota, Metazoa, Arthropoda, Insecta, Lepidoptera, Pieridae. The record is from the annotation of a GenBank genome assembly.